Callorhinchus milii (elephant shark) is the source of this 2726-nucleotide messenger RNA. RefSeq names its product phosphoglucomutase 2-like 1 (gene pgm2l1). The record is from RefSeq and is a predicted model, not a curated record. NCBI's taxonomy places the organism in Eukaryota, Metazoa, Chordata, Chondrichthyes, Chimaeriformes, Callorhinchidae. The transcript has 14 exons. Bases 132 to 1988 code for a protein of 618 amino acids. Gene Ontology annotation, molecular function: intramolecular phosphotransferase activity; magnesium ion binding; glucose-1,6-bisphosphate synthase activity. Gene Ontology annotation, biological process: carbohydrate metabolic process.
GCAGUCGGUGCGCGCGAGCGAACCUGACAGCGACCGUUGGCUCAGCGCCCGUCCGUCACCCGCCGCCGUUUGCGGUGUCUUCCUCGGGAGAGAGACUGACAGAGAGAGAGAAGAGGGGAAAGAAGCAGAUAAUGGGAGAACGGGUGAAGGACGAGAACGCGAACCCGCUGGCGGCGCAGCUGGAGCCGGAGCUGCGGGACGCCGUGUGCCGGUGGCUGUGCUGGGACCAGAAUCCUAAAACAAGAGCUGAGAUCAAGAAGCUGCUGGUGAACGGGCAGAAAAGCGAGCUCUGUGACCGUCUGUGCCAUCGGCUGGCGUUUGGCACGGCUGGGCUCCGCUCCACUAUGGGCGCAGGCUUCUCCUUCAUCAACGACCUGACAGUCAUACAGACCACUCAGGGUUUAUUGAAGUAUCUUGAGAGCUGCUUCACAGACCUGAAACAGAGGGGUGUUGUGGUUGGAUAUGAUACUCGAGCUCAGGAGACCAGCGGUUGCAGCAGCAAGAAACUUGCACAGUUGACUGCUGCCAUUUUCCUUGACAAGUGUAUACCUGUUCACCUAUUUUCUCUCUAUGUGCCAACUCCCUUUGUGCCCUUUGCAGUUCGGAAGCUUCAUGCUACCACUGGAGUAAUGAUUACUGCAUCUCAUAAUCCCAAAGAAGACAAUGGAUACAAGGUUUACUGGGAAAACGGAGCUCAGAUCGGAGCUCCUCACGAUAAGGCAAUUUUACAAAGUAUUGAGGAUCACUUGGAGCCCUGGCAGAACUCGUGGAACGAUCAACUGUCUGACACCAGCCCCUUGCGGCACGACCCUUUCAUCAACAUCUGUACUGUCUACAUGGAGGAUCUGAAAAAGAUGUGUUUCUACAGAGAACUUAACCGAAAGACAUCGCUCAAGUUCGUGCACACUUCCUUUCAUGGUGUUGGGCAUGAGUAUGUGCGGUCUGCUUUCAAGGCCUUUGAUCUUGCUCCACCCAUUCCAGUUCCAGAACAGCAGGAUCCCGACCCGGAGUUUUCGACGGUCAAAGUGCCCAAUCCUGAGGAGGGGGAGUCCGUACUGAAACUUUCCCUCCAACUUGCUGAGAAGGAAGGGGCCCGGAUUGUGAUAGCCACAGAUCCCGAUGCAGAUAGACUGGCCCUGGCAGAGCAGCAGGACGGUAAGUCCUGGAAAAUCUUUUCUGGGAAUGAGCUUGGGGCUCUGUUUGGCUGGUGGCUCUACACGUGCUGGAAGAACAAGGGCCCGAAGAUGGUCGACAUAAAGAACGUUUACAUGCUGGCUACCACCGUCUCCUCCAAAUUCCUCCAGUCGCUAGCCACGAAGGAAGGCUUUCAGUUUGAGGAAACGUUACCUGGAUUCAAGUGGAUCGGGAAUCGUGUUUAUCAGUUGAUGCAGAAUGGGAAAGAAGUACUCUUUGGGUUUGAAGAAUCCAUUGGCUUCAUGUGUGGCACCACGGUCAUCGAUAAAGAUGGAGUGAGCGCAGCUGUGAUUGCCGCAGAAAUGGCUGUUUAUCUGGAGUCCAAGGAACUAACCGUAGCCAAACAACUCCAAAAUAUUUAUGAAACGUACGGCUACCACAUCUCAAAGACUUCCUACUUUAAGUGCCUCAGCCCUUCCACGAUGCAGAGAAUAUUUCAACAGCUUCGAAACUAUGGGGCUGAAAAUCAGUAUCCCAGCUUCUGUGGUUCCUAUGAAAUUGUGCACAUCAGGGAUGUAACCACGGGAUACGAUAGCAGCCAGCUUAAUAAGAUAUCUCUGCUGCCGGUGAGUAAAAGCAGCCAGAUGAUCACCUUCACCUUCCUAAAUGGCUGUGUGGCCACCCUGCGGGCCAGCGGCACCGAACCCAAACUCAAGUACUACGCUGAGCUGUGUGCAGCCCCAGGCCAGAGUGACACAGCGCGACUGAGAGAAGAGCUGGACAAACUGAUCGACGCAAUGGUGACGUACUUCCUGGAGCCUGGAAAGAACGGUCUUAUCGCUCGUUCUGUUUAAUUUGAAAGGUGUGUGUGUGUGUGUGAGAGAGAGAGAGAGAGAGAGAGAGAGCAGGUGGGUGUGGAGCGAUGCAGAAGGUUGUCACUGGAAGGGAAGAUGCGGUUGAUGUGCUUGGUGACUUUCUGGGAAGGACUUCACCUGAUGUACCUGAGAAAGAACAGACAGCCUGAGGUGGGGAGGUAACUCGCACUAUAGUGGGUCCAUGCUGCUCUGCCAGGCAGUCUGCGCCGUUCCUUUGUGUUGUGCAUUUUUCACGUAGAGUCCAUGUGUUAGUCACUACCAAGUCCCCGCGCCCUGCUAAUGCUUUCCUGGGCGGGUUUGGAGAUCUGGUGAGAGGUGGGGGGAUCGGCCCAACAUUUUACCAGCGAAGGGAGGCAGUGGGAGAAUGGGGCCCCUGUACUGAUUAAUUAGUGCUAAUGAGCCCCCGCUUAUUGACGUUUGUAGACACAUUUCAAGAUCAGAAAACAUCUCGUCUCUAGAAACAAUACUAACACUUGCCUUCAGUUCUGCCUUUAACACUGCAAUGGCUGAGAAGACUUUGCUGUCAAUGGCUAUCAAGUGUAGUGACUGUGUGUCUCUAGGCAAUCCUCUCCUCUGCAGAGUCCUCUGAAGCACUCGCAUCGCAAGCGAGAGGACCUGGGUUCGAUUCCUGGGAAAAGCAAAAUCUUAGGCAAGUUUCCUUACUCCACUCGCUUCUGUUCACCUACCAGUAAGCAGGAACUCGGUUGUUGGUUGAUU